AUGUCUGACGACGAAGCGGGAAACUCGUCACCUGUUCGAGCUCGGAGCGAAAGUCCGGCGGGGACGGCCGAGCAGCAGCGGGAGAAGGCUGGACGGAAAAGGCCGAGGGUAGCGGAUCCUGAUGAGGAUGACGAUAUGGGAGACGAUACCGCGAAUGGCUCUGGAGCAGGGAACGGGAAGGGGAGAGCAGAUGAUGAGGAUGGAGAAGGAGACGAUGAUGAAGAAGAGGAGGAUGACGAGGAGGACGAUGAAGAGGAUGAUGAGGAAGGCGGGGAUGGUGGCAAACGGAAAGCAAAGAAGCGGAAGCGGAGACCCAAGAAGUUCAGGUUCUUGGAUGUUGAAGCGGAGGUAGACGACGAGGAUGACGAGGACGAAGAAGCGGACGACUUUGCCGAUGUCGCCGAAUUCAUCGAAGAAGCGCCAGAAGAAGCAUCCGGGCGAGACGAUGUCGCCCACCGACGGCUAGACCGAAGUCGAGGCGAGGCGCAGAUGGAGAGUGUAGAGGAGACGGUCGCGCGUUUGAAGCAGCGGUACGGGCGGGGCCAGGCGGCCAAAUAUGACCCGGAUAGCGAUCAAGUGCCGCAGCGGCUGUUGAUGCCCGGGAACGGGGAUCCCAACUUGUUCCAGGUCCGAGUCAAGGCUGGAGAGGAGCAGAACCUUAUUACCAAGAUCUUCCGCAAGGUCUUCUCAAACCAAAAUUCGGCCAACCCCUUCGAAAUCUAUUCUGCCUUUUACCGAAACUCCCUCCCUGGCAUGCUUUUCGUCGAAGCGCGCGGAGCCGCCCCUGUCCUUGCGGUCCUCACGGGUCUCGUCGGCGUGUUCCUGUCGACACCACCGAAACUCGUCCCGAUUGAGGAAAUGGCGCCCCUCCUCAAGAUCAAGAAGAAGGACGAGAAUAUCCAGCCGGGAAUGUGGGUUCGGAUGAAGCGGGGAAAGUACGCUGGGGAUCUCGCGCAGGUCAUCGAUGUGGACCAGAUCACGAACGGUGUCGCUGGUCUCAAGUUUAUCCCUCGGAUCGACCUCACUCCACGGGAGAAACGGUCGAGGGACAAGGGGUCGAACGGAAAGGCGCUUGGCGGAAACGUUCGGCCGCCAUCCCGGCUCUUUGCCUACGAGGAUGUCCGGAAGAUCUACGGCAGAGGGGCUAUCCGGCAGACCGCUACCAGCACCUACGUUUGGGAUGGGGAUGAGUAUGUCGAUGGCUUCUGCCUGAAAGACCUCAAACUCAACCUCAUCUCGGCCGAGGGGGUCAAGCCGACGCUCGAGGAGGUCUCACGCUUCACUGGCGACGAGGGAGAGACGAGCAGGAUCGACCUCUCGGCCAUCGCGGAUGCGAACCGGGAUAUCGGCGCGUCGGGUCUCUUCCCUGGCGACAAGGUCGAGGUGUACGAGGGGGAGCAGAGUGGGCUGUAUGGACCGGUCGUCACGGUCACGAUUGACGUGAUUGCCAUCAAGGCGAUGAAUGGGGAUGUGAGGGGCCAGAUCAUUGAGGUGCCGAGUAGGAGUGUGCGGAAGCGGUUCGAGCUGGGAGAGCACGUCAAGGUGUUGAAUGGGCCGAAUAGGGACGCGAGCGGGAUGGUGGUGGAUGUCAAGGGGGAUGUAGUCACUUUGAUGUCGGAUCAGGGAGAACAGGAGAUCAAAGCAUUCUCGAAGGAUGUUCGGAAGGCGGCAGAUAUUGCUGGUGGUUCGCAAGCCAAGGGAGCUUUCGAUUUGCACGACAUGGUGAUGCUUGACUCGGCGACCGCAGCUGUGGUCAUCAAGGUCGAAGGCGCAAUGCUUCGGAUAAUGGAUCAGAACGGCGCUGUCCGAGUGGUCACUCCGCAUGAGGUCACAGCUCGUCGGGACAACAAGAACUUUGCGGUCGCUCAGGAUAGUAACGGGAAUGACAUGAAGGUCGGGGACGCCAUGAAGGAGGUCGGAGGCGAGAACCGCUCUGGCGAAGUCCUCAACAUCUUCCGCUCAAUCUUUGUCUUCCUCUUCUCCCGCGAGAUCCUCGACAACUUUGGUGUCUUUGUCGCUCGCGCCCAACUCCUCAUCUCCGUCACGCCCAAAGCGGCCGCCAACGAUCUAUCAAAGCUCAACCCCAUGUUGCAGAGUCAGCUCCCUUACGGCGGUGCCUCGCUUAUGGCUCCUCCGACGACCAUGCCCAAUAAAAAUCGGCUGAUCAAUACUCCGGUUGUCAUUGUCAAGGGCACCCAGAAGGGGUUGAUGGGUAUCAUCAAGGAUGUACAGGGGGAGAAGGCUAGAGUGGAAAUGGCUAGCAAUAAUAAGGUGUUGACUAUCGAUCUGACGUCGCUGAAGCGGAAAGACACCAGGACAGGCACUACCUACCCUCUCGACUCGGCCGCUGCUGGCUCGUUUGGCGCACCACGACCCGGCGGUGGGAACUACGAUAUCAACCCGUACGGCCAGAUGGCCCCGCCGAACGGUGGAGCGACCCCUGCUCCGAACUACGGUGGACGUACGCCGGGCGGUGCCGCUCGUUUUGGUCAGACACCCAAUCCAUACGCAGCUGGUGCUGGCGGGUUCGGUGGAGGCAAGACGCCCAACCCGUACGCUGCUGGAGCAGGUGGUCGGACGCCAGCACCUGGCUGGGGCGCAGGCGGAGGCAAGACGCCAGGAUGGGCUGGAGCGGGUGGAAAGACGCCUGCGCCUGGAGCAGGAGGGUAUGGCGGUGGUGGAGGAAAGACACCUGCGCCAAACUAUGGUGGUGAUGGUGGUCGAACACCAGCUUGGGCAGGUGCGGGUGGAGGUGGAGGAAAGACACCCAAUCCCUAUGCCUUAGGAUCGGGGUCGGGAGCUGGGGGUCGGACGCCUGCUCCGGGCGGUAGUAUGUACCAGGACCCGGGCACGUCGAGGUAUGGUAAUGGUGGUCUAUCGGCCCCUACCCCGUAUACCGCUCCACCUACUCAGGCGGCCGUAGCUGCCCAGACCCCCGCGACUACUCAAUAUUCCGCGCCUACGCCAUAUGGCGCCCCGACUCCAUACGCCGCUCCUACACCCUACUCCGCGCCUACUCCCGGUGUUGGCCUUACCGCGCCCACCCCCGGCGCUGGUGCAGGACCCUCUCACAACGGCGCACCAACCCCAUACGGCGCUCCGACUCCCUACAACGCACCUUCCACCUCCAAUCAGCCUGCCGCCCCCCAAGCUUCAGAUCUCCCAUGGGACUGGGCUCUCGACUUCCGAAACGUCCGCGUCGAGGUCGGACCAUCCACAAAAGCCGGGACCCGCAAUCCCCUCCACUUUCAGCGCGGCGCUCUCGACCGCCAGAUAUUCGGGUACGCCGAUAUCGCCGAGGGCGAGAGUCCGCACUGUAUCCUCCUGUCGGACCCGACAGUCACGGCGGAUAUCCCGGCCGAGUACCUGCGGCCUGUCCAGCCCACGGCGCCCGGCCAGGCGAUUAUCGUCAUUAAUGGUCCGGAUGGGAUCAAGGGGCAGCAGCGGACCACCGAGUAUCUGAAUGAGGAUCAGUGGAUGAUGGUGCCCGAUCAAAGUGUUGGAGAGGUCGUGCCGAUGAUUGUGGGCGGUGGGGAUUUGUGUAGGAUAUGGCAGAGCUAA
Dioszegia hungarica is the source of this 3561-nucleotide messenger RNA. Its product is annotated as Pol II transcription elongation factor. Gene Ontology annotation, molecular function: mRNA binding. The record is from RefSeq and is a predicted model, not a curated record. Bases 1 to 3561 code for a protein of 1186 amino acids. Gene Ontology annotation, cellular component: DSIF complex. Gene Ontology annotation, biological process: transcription elongation-coupled chromatin remodeling; transcription elongation by RNA polymerase II; regulation of DNA-templated transcription elongation. The transcript is spliced from 13 exons. Lineage: Eukaryota; Fungi; Basidiomycota; Tremellomycetes; Tremellales; Bulleribasidiaceae.